CAUUUGCUCUUCCCCCUCCCGAGUCUCUGCUUCCCCAGUGAGGCAGUGAUCCCCUCUCUCUCCAUUUUCGCCGUUCGUCUCGCCCACACAGGUAAUCCACGCCGUUCGUCUCGCCACCGUCGCGUUCAAGGUUCCCCUCUCUCUCUCUCUCUGAAACAUUUUCGACCCCCCCCCCCCGAGUCUCCUGCUUCCCCAGCCACCGAAACACCCCCUACCUCCUCGAUGAAACUGAAACCCAUAAAACCCUAAUUUCGAAAAAUGGAGCUCUGCUAGAGGCAAAAGGGGGAGCUUGCAGAAGGGAUUCUGUUGCCGUGAAAAUCACAUCGAAAGCAAAGAGUACUAGACGAUCAAGAAAGAGCCCCAAGCUUAGUCUACGCCUACGAGCAAUUCAACUUUCACCACUCUUACUCUUCCUACAUCACUCUUAUCCUUAAACUUGGCCGUGCCAAACACCUCUCUCUCAUUGACCAUCUUCUCUUUCGACUCAAAUCAAUUGCUACAUGGUCACCCCAUCUCUCUUCUCCCACAUUAUUAAACUCUAUGGUGAGGCUAAUAUGCCUGAUAGGGCCCUCAAGACCUUCUAUACCAUGAUCAAAUUUGGUUGUAAGCCUUCUGCCAAACACUUGAACCGCAUUCUUGAGAUUCUCGUUUGUCACCGGACCUAUAUCCGACCAGCUUUUGACCUUUUCCGAAAUGCCCAUCGCUAUGGUGUUGAACCUAAUACAAAAUCUUACAAUGUUUUGAUGCGUGCGUUUUGCUUUUGUGGGGAUCUCAGUAUUGCAUACAAGCUGUUCAAUGAAAUGUUUAAGAGGGAUGUUUGUCCGGAUGUUCAGUCGUAUCGGAUUCUGAUGCAGGGCCUGUGUAGAAAAAGUCAGGUGAAUACGGCGGUGGACUUGUUGGAGGACAUGUUAAACAAAGGGUUUGUACCAGACACGUUGAGUUAUACCACUUUGUUGAAUAGUUUGUGUAGGAAAAAGAAGCUAAGGGAGGCAUAUAAGCUUCUUUGUAGGAUGAAAUUUAAGGGAUGCAACCCUGAUAUUGUUCACUAUAAUACAGUUAUUUUAGGAUUUUGUAGAGAAGGCCGUGCAAUGGAUGCUUGCAAGAUUCUCGAGGAUAUGGCAUCAAAUGGGUGCUUGCCGAACUUGGUUUCAUAUCGAACUCUAGUUAAUGGAUUAUGUGAUGCGGGAAUGUUUGACGAGGCAAAAAAAUAUAUGGAGGAAAUGACAACAAAAGGAUUAUCUCCACAUUUCUCUGUUAUUCAUGCUCUAGUCAAGGGGUAUUGUAAUGUUGGUAGGGCCGAGGAAGCUUGUGGAGUACUAGGGGAGGUGCUAAAGCACGGGGAAGCUCCUCAUGUCAAUACUUGGAUGACAAUAAUACCCAGGAUUUGUGAAACUGGAGGAUUGGGAAAAGUUUUGGAAGAUAUUAUGAGGAUAGAAAUAAAGCGUCACACUAGAAUAGUGGAAGCAGGUGUUAGUUUGGAGGACUACCUUAUCAGGAAGAUACAAGUUAACCCAAGGAAACCUUAAUUCGUAUUUUGGUAAAUGACCAACUGGUUUGUUCUUACCUUUAUAACAUAGGGGAUGCUUACAUUUAUUUUGUUUCUGCUCUUUCUGUCCACUAAUCAAUAUUUUAUUUUCCUGA
This is a messenger RNA of Juglans regia (Persian walnut), 1641 nucleotides long. Its product is annotated as pentatricopeptide repeat-containing protein At4g01400, mitochondrial-like. The coding region runs from base 501 to 1526 and encodes 341 amino acids. NCBI's taxonomy places the organism in Eukaryota, Viridiplantae, Streptophyta, Magnoliopsida, Fagales, Juglandaceae. The transcript has 2 exons. The record is from RefSeq and is a predicted model, not a curated record. Gene Ontology annotation, molecular function: protein binding.